Messenger RNA from Laetiporus sulphureus 93-53, 507 nucleotides. RefSeq lists its product as uncharacterized. The transcript is spliced from 3 exons. The record is from RefSeq and is a predicted model, not a curated record. The annotation marks the transcript as partial. Lineage: Eukaryota; Fungi; Basidiomycota; Agaricomycetes; Polyporales; Laetiporaceae.
CUCAUCUUCUUUGAGUACAUUGUGACUCUCUCUGAAGAGGUUCACGUCAUCUGGGGAGCCAGAUUGACCGCCGUCACGGUUAUUUUUGCCCUGAACCGUUAUCUGCUCACGGUACAAGGCAUUAGUUUCAUAUUGAAUGCCUUCUGGUGGCAUACUCCACUGGUAAGUCAACUCGUGUCGUGCUUUUCCGCGUUCCGCGCAUAUGCUAUUAGCGAACAUCAGAUCGUCCCUGCAUUGAUAGUUCUGCUACUGGGGCUAGCGCCAGUCGGCGUCAACGCCGUGAUUGUUGCAUUGACACGCACAAUUCCUACAGUCGUUCUCAUCGCGCGCAUCGGCCCGGCUAUAUCCGACUUGAUCGUGGUCCUUAUCACUUGGUUCAAAACGUCCGGACUCGCCAUAGAAGCGCGGAGGUUGCGAUUGAGAGGAUCGAUCGCCACGGUGCUGAUGAGAGACGGUGAGUAUGUGGUUCUCUUGGUACAUGCAACGCCUUACAAGCGUCCUAUUUAA